Messenger RNA from Lindgomyces ingoldianus, 1033 nucleotides. RefSeq names its product DUF947-domain-containing protein. Bases 8 to 1033 code for a protein of 341 amino acids. The record is from RefSeq and is a predicted model, not a curated record. Lineage: Eukaryota; Fungi; Ascomycota; Dothideomycetes; Pleosporales; Lindgomycetaceae. The transcript has 3 exons. Gene Ontology annotation, cellular component: 90S preribosome; nucleolus. Gene Ontology annotation, biological process: maturation of SSU-rRNA from tricistronic rRNA transcript (SSU-rRNA, 5.8S rRNA, LSU-rRNA).
AAUUAAUAUGCCGCUUUCGAAGAAGCUCGACCGAACAUUGCGAGCUGAAGAAGAUGAUUCAGAUGAUGAGGAAUACUACGAAGUCACCGAUCGAUCAUCACCAUCCGUGAUUGACACUGGCGAAGGCGGGGAGAUCGCGAGCACAGAUUCCGAAGACGAAGAGCCAGAUGGAGUGGAAGAGGACCUGGCAGACAAUUCCAAGGGCGACCAAAUCCGAGACCAAUUAAGCAAAGUUUCGUUUGGCGCAUUGGCUAGAGCUCAAGAUGCGCUCGCAAAACAGCAACCCGAUAGUCGAAAGCGAAAGAGAGGAGACCAAACAACGGAAUCGCAACAGCAGAAGCUCCAAGCACUCCGGGAGCGACUGCGAGUGUUGAAAGAAGAGAAACUUCGAAAGGGUGCACAACUCGCAAAACGGCCCAAAACUCCUGGACACGCAAGGCCCGCAGAUAGUGUGGAGGAUGAGGCACGGUCAGACAGCAAUUCAUCGGGCUCUGAUGAGGCACUUCGUGGGCGUUCGAGCAAGCAUGCGCCUGCUGUCCAGUCGAGUAAGCGCGCAGUCACUCGAAGGCGCCACAUCAUCGAUGUCAAGAAGCCCGUGUAUCGAGAUCCUCGAUUCGACAAACUUGCAGGGCCCGCCCCGGACGAGAACUCCCUCAAAAAGCGGUAUUCAUUCUUAGAAGACUACAAAGCUUCGGAGAUGGAGGAGCUCCGUGCUAUGAUCAAGAAGACCAAGAAUGAGGCGGAUAAGGAGAAACUAAAACGGAAACUACUCUCGAUGGAGACUCAGAAAAAAGCGCAGGAGAGGAAGGAGAACCAGCAGAGUAUUGUACGAGAGCAUAAGAAGAAGGAGAAAGAGCUAAUCAAGCAGGGGAAGAAACCCUUCUAUCUGAAGCAAUCCGAACAAAAGAAACUAGCCUUGAUCGAUCGUUUCCAGAAUAUGAAAUCGAAAGAUCGCGACAAGAUUAUAGAGCGGCGCCGCAAGAAAGCAACCGCCAAAGAGCGGAAGAAUAUGCCCGACGAGCGUCGCUCUUGA